CUAGUCUAAUAUAUGUCUACGCCGAGCCCAGCUUGCCUCACAUUGUAUGGGGGGCGCUGCAAGAUUUCUCGCUAACCUUCCAACAGCAGAAAAGGGAACAGGUGCACAUAUAUAUGCAGACUGUACACCCCAUCAAUCGGACACCGAAGAAUUGCCUUUCUACUUCACCUUGAUGCAUUCCUUCCCUACUAUUCUAAACAAUCUUUCUUCUUUACGGAGAUGCCAGUAUUUGGUUUCAUAUCUAGUAUCUAUUCAAUGAUAGAUACUUAAUACUGUCAAAAACCAGGAAUGGACCCAAGCAAAACACCCGCACUCCGUCCACCUCCUGGUGUAGAGCCGAACUUCACUAACCCCCCUAGCCUUCAGCCUGAGCGGAUUGCUGUAUCGUCAAUUUGCUUGGCUAUCUGUAUUAUUUUCGUCAUAGCGAGGACUUAUACUCGUGUUCGACUGAACACAUUCAACCUUGAUGAUUGUGUUUACUUAUUUGCACUGGCGAGCUUCAUCGCUUAUAUUGGUUUAUUAAUAUACGUCGGCGAAAUUGCUGACGGAAGACAUCAAUGGGACGUAACAAUAGCCAACGCGUCUAAAUGCCUUAAAUUCGAGAAUAUCACCAUUAUCAUGUACUGCGUGACAUUAUUUCCGCUGAAGUAUGUUGUGCUUCGCCAGAUCGAGUUAAUCUUUUUUGAUCACCGUCGCAAUACCUUUACCUAUAAGGCAAUAUGGACUCUGAUUUGGUUGACCUUUCUGUUUACCCUCUCCUUUGGGAUAUCAUUCAUAUUUGCUUGCGUUCCCCGGAAGAAAAUCUGGGAGCCAGAUAUUGAGGGUCAUUGCAUCAAUACGAAAUCUACGACGGUGGGCGGUUGCGCUGUCAACAUGGUCAUCGACUAUUUGAUCCUAAUCAUUCCUCUUGCUGCUGUGUCGAGAUUACAAUUAUCGACAGCAAGGAAACUCCGGGCGGCGGCAGUGUUCACAGUCGGUAUACUGGCAUGCGCAUCCAGCACCGUACGUCUGUAUUAUACUGUCAAAUUGUUUCAAACAGAAGAUCGCACAUGGGCAUUCGCGCCUGUGGGCCAGUGGACGGUUGCGGAGUUCACUACGCUUUUUCUCGUUGCCUGUUUCCCUUACGUACCGCGGCUGUACCAGCUGCUCAGCAAGCGGGAUAAACAGAUACAAACUGAUUCGUCGCGUACUCGUACCACUAAUCCAACCCAAAAUGCUUCAUCUGGGGUUCAAACUGUUACUGGCUGGAGUGAAUUAGAGGAAAAUAGGGGGAAUAACGAAGGCAUCAUGUUAGAUCAGUUGAGCAACAGCGAAGGGUCCGCAAGUACCGACUUGGUAAUCAUGUCAAAUGUCUAAGAAUGUCCCAAAGAAGUCCUGUUAAAAGUGUGUCUGAAAUAUGGAAGAUGGAAUUUGUCACGAGGCGGAACUAAGAGGCUAGGGAAGAACGACGUUGUUGCUUCAAGGGCUCUAACUAUUCCCUUCCAGGGGAUGCGGUAUACAUAGGUACAUAACAUUCCUUUGUCUAGAGCCAAGGGCCAACUGCCAACAGGGCGGCUUCGUACAGGCUGACUCCCGAUGUUUCUGGGCUACCCCGUCAGUAUGGUGCCCUAGGUGGCCACGCGUAGAGUGAAUGCAAGGGCGUGGCGUGAUAGCUGCGUAUGGGGCUUUUUUUUUCUUGGUACAACCAAUAACGCUAUCAUCUCUCUAUCUAUAGGGAGGCAGAGCCCCUUAUAUGCAACUGCCUCUCACGCUGCGUGCUAGCCAGGUCCUCGCUGGAGCCUGGCGCUCAGGCUAGCGCCUUGCCUCUUUAAGUUCUCGGUCUGGGCAAGGAGCUUCGCGGCUCAACCGUACCUAGAACUUGGUGUUCGGGGAGGUCCCAAGGCUGAGCUUUCUUGACGCCUGGAGAUAUCCUAAGGCUUAGCACUUCUUCUCUCUUAUCCCCUGACAUACCCGCUAACCCUGGCGAGACCUCUGGCUAUUAGCUCUCACGGAGGAGGCUUCUGGCAGAAUCAAAGGGUAAUAGGAAUGGAUGUUUAAUCGAACGAUGGUUCACAUUA
Annulohypoxylon truncatum is the source of this 2057-nucleotide messenger RNA. RefSeq lists its product as uncharacterized. The transcript has 7 exons. The record is from RefSeq and is a predicted model, not a curated record. NCBI's taxonomy places the organism in Eukaryota, Fungi, Ascomycota, Sordariomycetes, Xylariales, Hypoxylaceae. The coding region runs from base 289 to 1356 and encodes 355 amino acids.